Messenger RNA from Phytophthora sojae, 1866 nucleotides. RefSeq lists its product as hypothetical. The transcript has 2 exons. Bases 1 to 1866 code for a protein of 621 amino acids. The record is from RefSeq and is a predicted model, not a curated record. Gene Ontology annotation, cellular component: cytoplasm. Gene Ontology annotation, molecular function: acireductone synthase activity; magnesium ion binding. NCBI's taxonomy places the organism in Eukaryota, Oomycota, Peronosporomycetes, Peronosporales, Peronosporaceae.
AUGCCCCCGCCGCUGCUUCCACCCUCCUUGGACCGCGCGAGCCUCGCCGUUCUCCGUGAAAUCGGAGUCUCAGUCGCUGAAUACUCGCCCAGCCCUGCGCAGGACAAGGAAGAAGCUGCGGUGGACGUGGCCACCGUCGCGGAUCUGCAGAACGAGCACUCGAACGCUGCCGACGUCGAGUACAAGGUCGUUAAGGGCCGCGUGCACCUGGACGUGCGGGACUCGGCUGACUGCUGGGUGCGUUGCACGCUGACCGAGGGCAUGAAGGCUUCGCUGAGACUGCGGGUGCUGCACCGCUUCGUGCCGAUCGCUGGCCAUGCCGCGCAGCUGCUGGAGACCAGCAAGACGGCGGCCAGCCUCACGGCUCGUUACACUCGUCCGGCGGACGCUGCCACUCACUCGACGCUGGUGGAUGCCAACGAGUGCCGCAAGCUCGUUUGCGAGCUGUGCCGCCUGUACUACACCACGGAGUGGAUGACGGGCACGGGCGGAGCCAUGAGUCUGCGCCAUGGCGAGCGCAUCUACGUCACCCCGUCGGGCGUCCCCAAGGAGCGUCUGCAGCCCGAGGACCUGUACGUGCUGGACCUGGACGGCGGCAUCCUCUCGAGUCCCAAGGCUAAGCCGGGCAAGAAGGCCCCCAAGCUCUCGGACUGUGCCCCUCUGUUCCUGAACGCGCACAAGAUUCGCAAGGCUGCCGUCGUGCUGCACAGCCACGGCAUCACCUGCAACUUGGCGGCGGCGCUCUGCGACGGCAAGAGCGAGUUCCGCAUCUCCCACCAGGAGAUGAUCAAGGGGAUCACCGGCCACGGCUACGCGGACACGCUGGUGGUGCCUGUGAUCGACAACGCUCCCAAGGAGUCGGCGCUGGCUGAGCCGAUCGCCCGUACUAUAGAGGCGUACCCCAACACCUCGGCUGUGCUUGUCCGUCGCCACGGUCUCUUUGUGUGGGGCGACUCGUGGGAGGCUGCCAAGCGCCACGCCGAGUGCCUGCACUACCUGUUUGAGGCGGCUAUCGAGAUGCGCAAGCUCAACCUGGACUACACCGUGCCCCCGGUGUCGGCGUCCUCGAGCAACGGCAGCUCUCUCAAGCGCGCGCGCUCCGAGGAGACGAGCAACGGAGAACUCACCAUGGCGGAGAAGCACAAGGUGGUCAUGUGCGACAUCGAAGGCACCACCACGCCGAUCACGUUUGUCCACGACAUUCUGUUCCCGUACGUGACCAACAACGUCGACCGCUUCCUGGAGCAGACCUGGGAUCAGCCCGACACGAAGGCCGAUGUGGCGGCUCUGGUGGCUCAGCACAAACAGGACCAGACCGAUGGAGUCAACCCGCCCGCGCUGGAUGCCGAGCAGGGCAAGGAGAAGCUCAUCGCCGACCUGACCACCUACGUCAAGUGGAAUGUCAAGGCGGACCGCAAGAUCGGUCCCCUCAAGCAGCUGCAGGGCCACAUGUGGCUCCAGGGCUACGAGAGCGGCGAACUUAAGGCGCAGGUGUACGACGACGUGCCCCCGCUCUUUGAGCGUCUGCGUGCUCGUGGAGUGCGGGUGGGCAUCUACUCGUCCGGCUCGCGUCAGGCUCAAAAGCUGCUCUUCCAGUACUCGGACAAGGGCGAUCUGCGCGAGUAUCUGACCGUCUACUUCGACACGAAGAUCGGUCACAAGCGCGAGGUCGGAAGCUACAAGGAAAUCGUUCAGAGUCUCGGCGUGGACAGCGGCAAGGACGUGCUAUUUGUCACGGACGUGAUCGAGGAGGCCCAGGCUGCUGAGGCCGCCGGACUUGACACCGUUCUGUCCGUGCGUCCGGGCAACAAGCCGCUGCCAGAGUCCCACCACUUCCCCACGAUCCACUCCUUUGCCGAGCUGUAA